AUGCAAACCAUAGUAGCAACGUCAAAAACCAAACUGAUAAACAGUAGCACCAUGGGAAACGUGUUCGGUAAGAGUUACAUCAUAGGAAUGGUGUUCGGUAAGAUCGUAGUGGAGACUCCCAAAUACACGGUGGCUAAAUCCGGCGACGGUUACGAGGUCCGCGAAUACCCGCCGGCGGUCUCGGCGGAGGUCACUUACGAUCCUUCCGAGUUCAAAGGCGAUAAAGACGGAGGCUUUCAGGUCUUGGCUAAGUACAUAGGCGUCUUCGGCAAACCGGAGAACCAGAAGAUCGCCGCGACGUCGCCGGUGAUCACGACGGAGGGUGAGAAGAUCGCCAUGACGUCGCCGGUGAUCACCAAGGAGGGGGAGAAGAUCGCCAUGACGUCACCGGUGAUCACCAAGAAGGCGGAGAAGAUCGCCAUGACGUCGCCGGUGAUCACCAAGGAGGCGGAGAAGAUUGAGAUGACGUCUCCGGUUGUGACGAAGGAAGGAAAGAGGACGGUGACGAUGCAGUUUCUGUUGCCGGAGAUGUACAAGAGGGCGGAGGACGCGCCGCGUCCGACGGAUGAGAGGGUGGUGAUAAGGGAGGAAGGUGGGAGGAAGUACGGCGUGGUUACGUUCAGUGGUAGUGCGGGAGAGAGUGUGGUGAGCGAGAAGGUGAAGAAGCUGACGAGCGAUCUCGAGAGAGAUGGGGUUAAGAUCGUUGGAGAGUUCGUGCUUGCUAGGUAUAACCCGCCGUGGACGUUGCCUCCGUUUAGGACCAACGAAGUCAUGAUCCCUGUUGAAUGAAUGAAAAUGUAUCCAAACCUUAUAGCUUUUGGUCUCAAGAACAUGUGUUUUGUGUAAUAGAACAAUAAUGUAUAAUACAAUGCGAGCUUUUGAUUGAAGUUA
Molecule: messenger RNA, 891 nt
Organism: Raphanus sativus (radish)
Lineage: Eukaryota; Viridiplantae; Streptophyta; Magnoliopsida; Brassicales; Brassicaceae
Product: heme-binding-like protein At3g10130, chloroplastic
Exons: 1
Coding region: 1-789 (262 amino acids)
Source: RefSeq, a predicted model, not a curated record